Messenger RNA from Bombyx mandarina (wild silkworm), 1663 nucleotides. RefSeq names its product zinc finger and SCAN domain-containing protein 10-like. Lineage: Eukaryota; Metazoa; Arthropoda; Insecta; Lepidoptera; Bombycidae. The record is from RefSeq and is a predicted model, not a curated record.
GAAUAAAAUUACAAUCAAAACAACAUAGUUAUUUAAAUAUUUACCAAUUAACAUGUUGUAUAAAGAAAUAGAGGUUUCCUAAGUAAAAUAACUCGGCCGUUUCAAUAUUAGCCCUGUAUUCGAACUGCAAAUAGUUCGAAAAUGGAUUAUUUCAUUCAAGAGAAAAACAUUUCCGGCCUAUGUCGCUUUUGCUUGAAAAAUAACGGAAGUAAAGAUAUAAAAACUGAAUAUAGUACUAACGACAGUAGAGAAGUUUACCAAGAAAUGAUUGAAAACGUUUUUAAUAUUCAGUUACUCACAAGUAAUCAUCCCGAUUCAAGCCAAAUACCUCGUGUAAUAUGCGAAGAAUGUAUCCGAAGGUUGCGAGAUGCGGCAGCCUUGAAACAGACUGUAUUGCAGAGUCAAGAAGCACUGCUGAGAUUUGCUCAAAAUUUAUCACAAGACAUUCAAAAUAAAAAUACGUUAGAAGAAUCAUUAAUGACCGAUAUUAAAACUGAAAUUUCAAUGGAAGACAAUUUGGUAGAAAUAUUUCCCGAUGACAACUUUGAUGAAGACGAUGUUGAGUCAAAUUUCAAGGCAGAAGCUUCUAGAUUGGAUGACGUCACUGAUAUUACGUCACAACUCAGUAAACAAAAUUACGCGGGGAGAUUGAGUGCAGAGAUAAAAGAAGAUUCUCAAAAAGACUGGUCGAAGAUCGUGGAGAGGCGCGGCGACGGUCCCUUACUCCGCGAGAACUCCCUAAAACUAAUAUCAAAUUCGACUCUAUGCGUGUUCCAGUGGAACAAAAGCCGCUACAGAUGUUUCUGCUGUAAGGAGCCCUUUAGCGACAUUGACCUGCUGAGGCAGCACACGGACAACGCUCAUUCCAUAAAAAAUAUAGAGAAAAAAAUAAUCGUCCAACAAAAUAAACUGGUUAAAGUCGAAAUCUCCAAGUUGAGUUGCAGGAUGUGCGGGAUUACAAUGGAUUCGUUGUCAACGCUGAGGCGCCAUCUUUCCGACGAGCACGCCAUCUUGUUCGCGUCAGACGACGAUUUACUCGUGCCGUUUAAACUGCAAAACGAUUUGAAAUGUCAAAUAUGUCACGAGAGAUUUAGCGUUUUUCGUUUAUUGAACAUUCACGUGAACAAGCAUUAUAGGAAGCACGUGUGCCAUGUUUGCGGCGCCGGCUUCACAAGUUUAGUCUUCUUGAAUUUACACAGAACGAGGGCGCAUCGUCCGCUGACUUGUAGGCAGUGUGACGCGACCUUCGUUACUAAAAACGAUAAAAAGCAACACGAAAUCAACGUGCACGGCUUGAAAUGCGAACGGAAACUGCGUUUUCCGUGUCCGUAUUGCGAGGACAGGUUCUAUCAGGAGAACUUCCGCGUGCUUCACUUGGUCGAGAAGCACGGCUUCGCGAGACCGGAGCACAGGUGCGUGGUGUGCGCGAAAACUUUCGUCACCCGCAGCCUAUUGAAUAAUCACACGAAAAACGUUCACAACAAAGAGAAGAAUCACAAAUGUGACAUCUGUCAAAAUUUGUUCUACACUAAGUCGGAUCUGGGCAGGCACAGGGUCACGCACACGGGAGAACGAAAACACAAUUGCGGUGUUUGUAACGCGAAAUUCACGACGAAAGACUCGCUGAGGCGACACGCGAAAAGGGCUCACCCUGUAUAGUGAA